AUGGAAGGAGAUUUUGCAACUACAGAAUCUUUUUAUUCUAAUCAGCAUGGCCACAUUUCUUUCCAUGACAUAAUACUCAGGGAUACUGCUGUAUUUUCUCAAUUUGAAAAAGCCAUCAGAUAUAACUCUACUUUGUUCAAAGAUAAAAUUGUAUUGGAAAUUGGUUCUGGAACCGGAAUUUUUUCUAUGAUGGCUGCAAAAUCAGGAGCUAAGCAUGUCUAUGCAUGGAAACCAUCAUUAUUAAAUAUUUAUUCCAAAAAAACUAUCGAAGAUAAUAAUUUGCAAGAUAAAAUCACAAUUUUAAGUCAAAAUUUAGAAGAAAUCAAGCUAGAGGAGAAAGUAGAUGUCAUUUUUACUCUUUGUUUCGGAUAUGGAGUAAUUUAUGAAUCUUAUUUUCCUCAUUUCUUAAAAGCAAAAGAAUUAUUUCUAUCGGAAAACGGAAUAACUAUUCCUUCAAAGAUAGAUCUAAUAAUUGCUCCACAAAAAGUAUCACAAAUACGACGACAAUUAGCUCAAUAUUCUAAUUAUUGGGAUAACGAUGUUUAUGGAUACAACUAUAAAGCUAUGAAUGAACUUGUUGAUUCAUCAGUUAAUAUUGAUUACUUAAUUCCUACUUCAAUUUCUUCAUCACCUCAUAUUUUCAAAUCAAUAGUUACAUCUGAGGCAAAAACAGAUUUAUCUCUUAACGGAAACUUUGAAUUUACAAUAGAAAGCGACCAAGAGCUUGAAGGUUUUGGUUCUUGGUUUGAUAUUCAAUUCCCUACUUCAACCGAGCCAAUAAUUGUCUCAACAGCUCCAUCGUGCGAAAACUUGACACAUUUUUGUCAAUUGGCUUUCCAUUUUCCAAAAUCAAUUGAUGUCAAGAAAGAUGACGUUAUUUCUGGAUCAGUUAAUAUUAGUUAUCAGGGAGAUAAAUGUUCUCCGUUGAUUUAUGAUAUUUCCUAUAAGAUUAAUGACUCAGAUCCGAUUUCUCAGAAAUACAUUCUGAAAUAA
This is a messenger RNA of Trichomonas vaginalis G3, 993 nucleotides long. Its product is annotated as arginine omega-N asymmetric methyltransferase protein. Gene Ontology annotation, biological process: peptidyl-arginine methylation. The transcript has a single exon. Bases 1 to 993 code for a protein of 330 amino acids. Gene Ontology annotation, molecular function: protein-arginine N-methyltransferase activity. The record is from RefSeq and is a predicted model, not a curated record. Gene Ontology annotation, cellular component: nucleus. NCBI's taxonomy places the organism in Eukaryota, Parabasalia, Trichomonadida, Trichomonadidae.